GAGCUGCGGCGACGGCUCCGCCGGAGGAAGCAGCGCGGGCCUUGACCAGCGUUGGCCCGCCGCCUCCGCCGCCGCCGUGCCUGGGUCCGGUUCUUCUGGCCUGGCCCGACCCGGUCUGGCCCGCCCGGGCUCAGCGGCCGCGGGGCCGCGGCUGCCGAUGGAAAUUAUAUGAAUGAAAUUAUAUGAAUGAGUAUUUAGGUGACAUCUUCCUGCAAGAUCUUCAAGAAUUACAGAAGACAAAAACACUAAUGAGUUUGAGAAAGUGGUGAAGUUUGGGGGGAGGGAAAAAAACUGCUUUCCUGAUCUGCAACUUGACUGGAUGUUAAGAUGUCUGUGGACAUGAAUAGCCAGGGGUCUGACAGCAACGAAGAGGACUAUGACCCAAAUUGUGAGGAGGAGGAAGAGGACGAGGACCCUGGGGACAUAGAGGACUAUUACGUGGGAGUGGCCAGCGAUGUGGAGCAGCAGGGGGCCGACUCCUUCGACCCUGAGGAGUACCAGUUCACGUGCUUGACCUACAAGGAGUCCGAGGGUGCCCUCAAUGAGCACAUGACCAGCUUAGCUUCUGUCCUAAAGGUGUCUCAUUCAGUUGCUAAACUUAUAUUAGUUAAUUUCCACUGGCAAGUUGCCGAGAUACUGGACAGAUACAAGUCUAAUUCUGCCCAGCUGCUCGUUGAGGCUCGAGUUCAGCCCAAUCCAUCAAAACAUGUGCCCCCAGCCCACUCCCCUCACCACUGCGCAGUGUGUAUGCAGUUUGUGCGGAAGGAAAACCUUCUCUCUCUGGCCUGCCAGCACCAGUUCUGCCGCAGCUGCUGGGAGCAGCACUGCUCCGUGCUCGUCAAGGACGGCGUGGGUGUGGGUGUCUCUUGCAUGGCUCAGGACUGCCCACUUCGAACACCAGAGGACUUCGUGUUUCCAUUGCUGCCCAAUGAAGAACUGAGAGAUAAAUACAGGCGCUACCUCUUCAGGGACUAUGUGGAGAGUCACUACCAGCUCCAGCUAUGCCCUGGUGCAGACUGCCCCAUGGUUAUCCGGGUACAGGAGCCCAGAGCUCGCCGAGUACAGUGCAAUCGGUGCAACGAGGUCUUCUGUUUCAAGUGUCGUCAGAUGUAUCACGCCCCCACAGACUGCGCCACAAUCCGGAAAUGGCUCACGAAGUGUGCAGACGACUCUGAAACAGCCAACUACAUUAGUGCCCACACUAAAGACUGUCCCAAGUGCAACAUCUGCAUUGAGAAGAACGGCGGCUGCAAUCACAUGCAAUGCUCCAAGUGUAAACACGACUUCUGCUGGAUGUGUCUAGGAGAUUGGAAGACCCACGGCAGCGAGUACUAUGAGUGCAGCCGGUACAAGGAGAACCCCGACAUUGUCAACCAGAGCCAGCAAGCCCAGGCCAGGGAGGCCCUCAAGAAGUACUUGUUCUACUUUGAGAGGUGGGAAAACCACAACAAGAGCUUGCAGCUGGAGGCACAGACAUACCAGCGGAUUCACGAGAAGAUCCAGGAGAGGGUCAUGAAUAACCUGGGGACCUGGAUCGACUGGCAGUACCUCCAGAACGCUGCCAAGCUCUUGGCCAAGUGUCGAUACACCCUGCAGUACACGUAUCCGUACGCCUACUACAUGGAGUCCGGGCCCAGGAAGAAGCUGGCCCUGCCCUGGCUACCGUCCCCUCUCCUUUUGACCCUCCUGCUCUACCCAUACAGUUUGAAUACCAGCAGGCUCAGCUGGAGGCUGAGAUUGAAAACCUGUCGUGGAAGGUGGAGCGGGCGGACAGCUAUGACAGAGGGGACUUAGAGAACCAGAUGCACAUAGCAGAGCAGCGGAGGAGAACGCUGCUGAAGGACUUCCACGACACCUAGGCUGGGACUCGGGCGUGCUGCGCGAGGACGAUGUGGCUGCAAAGUCUCCGGCUGCCGUGCCGCAUGCUGCAGGCUCCCUGCCUCUCACGACCCCAGGCAACAGCCAGGACCCCACUCCUGAGAGACACUGGCCACACACCUCUUAGUCAAUUUCUGGUUGUUUGUUUUUUUUUUUUUCCCUCCUCUUUUCGCUUUUUGUUUCCACCAGGGUCGAGGCUCUGUUGAAUUGGCCUCUUCUCAGGACUGUCAGUUCCCUCUGGAUAGUUGCUGGGAGGGAAGGAAAGUUUUUCUGAAUGACUAUUAAUAGUAUUAGAUCAUUACAACUUAUGUAAUUUUCAAAGGUUGUACAAUUAUACAAAAAAAAAACCGGGGGGCAAACAAACCAUAGAAUGACACAGAACCCUUUUUAAAAAUAAACUGGCAUUGGAGUGUUUUA
This is a messenger RNA of Budorcas taxicolor (takin), 2295 nucleotides long. It is a transcript of the gene ARIH2, whose product is annotated as ariadne RBR E3 ubiquitin protein ligase 2. Bases 328 to 1794 code for a protein of 488 amino acids. Gene Ontology annotation, biological process: ubiquitin-dependent protein catabolic process; positive regulation of proteasomal ubiquitin-dependent protein catabolic process; protein polyubiquitination. Lineage: Eukaryota; Metazoa; Chordata; Mammalia; Artiodactyla; Bovidae. Gene Ontology annotation, cellular component: ubiquitin ligase complex; cytoplasm. The transcript is spliced from 16 exons. The record is from RefSeq and is a predicted model, not a curated record. Gene Ontology annotation, molecular function: ubiquitin protein ligase activity; ubiquitin conjugating enzyme binding; zinc ion binding.